GCGCUGGUUGCUUGGUGAUGUAACUGAUGUUGAUGUUAUGCAUAGGCAUCCCAGCACUCUCCGAGCCUCAUAUGGAAUAGAUAUACCUAUAUUCCCUGCCUGUUGGUCUGUGUUGAGCGUUAUUGGAAAAGAAUUCAAUCUGCAGCGAAUUGUAUUCCCAAACUUGAUUUCACUACAAUAAUGGACAGCCCCGGGCCCAAACAUCGGAAUGCUCCAAUAAAAGCUGCCCGGCCGCGGAGCUCCACCAAAGGGCCACUGGAUGCACCAGAUGACUCUAGUACCCCUACAACAACACUCCCCACAAGACCAAAAUCCCAACAUCUUCCAAGCCGCUCGAGUCCAUCCCCGACUUCCCCACAUCCUUCGUUGUCCACGUUGUCAACCAUAGAUAUCAUACCCUUUCCUGUGAAUAAGAACCUAUCAUUCCUCCUGCGACCCGACAUCUACCAUCCUCUAUCGCUACUAGAUAUAUCACCGGCGUUCCGUUCGGAAUUCCCCACGCCUUCUCCAAAUGAACCUUUAACUACUUCCCUAACGACUCUUGAUAAUCUCUUGAAUGCUGGCCACUUCCUACUUGCCGCUCAUUUCUCAGCGACCAUUUUAUCAUCAUCCGCAAUACCCCACAAUGACCAAAAUACGAUAUUUUCUCUCUUAUACAUCCGACUUGCAUGCCUAGAGCUGACGGGAAAUAGCCUGUUAGCAGCACAGGAAGCAAAAGCGCUGGAGGAUUUAAAUUCUGCGUUUUACAUUGUCGAUACCAAACUAGAAAACGAGACAGUAGCCAAGGACGCUUUUCCAGCUGACCAGGCUCGACAUAUCGUCCCAUGGUCACUUCGUGUUCUUGCAGCGAGGUUACAAAGCAUUGGAUUCGGAGACUCAAGACGAGGUAUUGCUGCCCUAUACGAGCUUGGAUUAGAAGCUAGGAAGCAACUAUCACGCCAGGGACUUACAGAAGAUGAGAGAAAUGUUUGGAAAACAAGAUUAGAGGAUUUAGGUAUCAGAGUCGUGAAUUCAUUAAUAGAAAUGAAUGACUUAGACGCUGCGCGGCGGUCGCUCGCAAACUUGAAAACCCCACCUAAGGAGCAAGCUUUAGCGACCACACGGAUGGCACUGCUGUAUCUCAAGAUUGGCAAUGUUGAAUCUGCGCGAAAGCUGUUAGAUGAUACUUCAGUCGAGGCAGAGGGGCCUUUGCACUGCCUGUUAGCCAUGGCAGAAGGUCGAUAUGCUGAUGCAGUCGUGGGGUGGGAAGCGCUUCGUGCAAGCCAUAUUGGACAUGAAGAUGAAGCUAUAAUUGCACAGAACCUUGCUGUGUGCUUAUUAUAUACAGGCAAGCUAAAUGAGUCUCGCGACCUUCUUGAAUCGUUGGUGAACAACAAUCAUUCUUUUCGAAGUCUUACGUUCAAUCUAGCUACCAUAUAUGAGCUAUGCUCUGAAAAUUCUAGGUUUCUCAAAUUCAACUUGACUGAGCGGAUUGCCAGCCAACCCCCGUCGAGAUACCGGAAUUGGGAAAAGCCAAAUGCGGAUUUCAAGAUAUAAUAAAGGUGCCUUUCGCCAUUAGAGAAUAAUUCCUAAAAAGAAGCAAAACCCAACCCAAACGCCGAAACUCCACGCUCAAAGUCUAAAGAAAGGACCAUCCACCCGGGCUGCCAAUGGCAGUUUAAUUGCAUCACAUAUCGUGCGAGCGGCAGGCCAAAUAUAUAUUUAUAUAUAUAGGCAACGCCAAGUCCGGACAUUCCUGCGCGCUGUUUGUUACUUUUUCGGUUCAACAUUUGGCUUCCUGACUCUUAUCAGAACUUUAUCACCUUCUCUUUUCCAUCCCAGGCCUUCCCUUUCCACCAAAGUUUCCCAUGUCCAACCUUCAUUCUCACCCGCGCAGCAUUCCACCAAGUAAUUCACGUCCACUGACAGAUAUGCCCUCCCCACUGCUUUCAAUGCUCGCCUGCGUACACUGUCGACCGCCCAAUUCAGUAAUGCCUUUGUGUAUGCAUUCUCGUUCCGUUUGGUUCUCCAAAAUAGCACCCAGUUGUCAUGCAUUAUCGCUCUGAGAACAUUGUCAACGGAAUUAUUGCGAUACCCGAAUGCGACUUUUGCACGCGCUCGGAGUUCAUAUGCAGCCGGCAUAUCGUCUUGUCGGCAAGCAUAGUCAAGGAUCAAGUAGGUCGUGAACUCGUGUAGGUCAGAUGGGUCCAGCGGGUUGGUAGACGAGUGAAGGUGCUUCAGCAGGCGCUGUAGCGGAGGGUAGUAUGAAGGUGGGUGCUGAGCGAGGAUUGAUACGCGUAUGCAAAAUAUAUGGACGCGCUGAGAAAAUGCGAUGGGGGUUUUGGAGCUCGUUGCUAGAAUGGCUUCCCUCAGCUUUCGGAGGGAAAGGAGGAGGACGGAAAGUUCUUCAGCCGGCGGUGCAUGCUGCUCUAGUGUGGUAGAACUUUUAGUCCCCGCCGUCGGAGAAGUAGGUUUGGUUGGUGGUUUUGGUGAUCGGGACCGAGACCUAGCUCUAGACGCUGGUCUUAUUGGUAUAGGUACAGGAGGGUUUUUGGUUGGGUCUUCAGAACGAUUUCUAGGGAGUGAGCCGAAUGCGGCAUCGAGGUUGCAGGAAUGGACGUUGCAAAAGUGUACAUAUCUGUCGACAAUCUUCUUGUAAUACUGUUCCUGGGCCUUGGGUUCAAGAAGCCUGCAUAAAACGCGUUGGUGAAUCCUAGUCACGAAAGCAAAUAUAUAUAUAUCCAUUCGCCCUUUGGUAUUUUGAGAACAUCACCUACUUUGUAUCUCCCUUUGAAAUAAACCCGACCUGGCUGAGCGAAUCAACGCCGGAUUUAUUUGCUGUGCCCCAGCUGGCAGUAGGCUUUCGUAAUCGUAACGUAUCCUCCAUCGCGUGUUUUAGAAAGCAAUCUUUGUCUAAGUUGUGCCGAGUGUGAUUCGGUCAUGGCGCGCCAUUCUGGCCCAACAUCUCCUG
Molecule: messenger RNA, 2950 nt
Organism: Blastomyces gilchristii SLH14081
Lineage: Eukaryota; Fungi; Ascomycota; Eurotiomycetes; Onygenales; Ajellomycetaceae
Exons: 4
Coding region: 181-1536 (451 amino acids)
Cellular component (GO): Golgi apparatus; TRAPP complex
Molecular function (GO): protein binding
Source: RefSeq, a predicted model, not a curated record